AAUACUGUUGCCGGUGAGCGCUGGAGUGGAAAAUCAGAACUUAUUGGCCAGUGGGGCGAACAGAGGUACCUAUUAGCAGUGGCCGCUACGGACAGUGUCAGGCUUGAUGAUGGGAAGGGAUGAGUUAUACUGAACGGUUAGGCAUUCGCAACCUGGAUUUGGUGGUUGGAGAGUGGCAUUGGUUAUUCCUUGUUUUGGACCAUGCGACGUAGAUCUGGAUCCUUAUCAUUUGGUCCUGUGUUUCUGAAUGUUCACAUUCUGAUAUCGUGCUUGUUGUGGAUUCUGCUUUUGAGGAUGAAGAUUGGUCAAAUUGAUGGAUGGCAUGAGUUGCAUGACGCAUCCUCCUCGGUGAUAAAUCGCUGAAUGUGCUCUGAAACAUUGAUGAACACAAACAACAUUUGCGCGUCCAAAAUCAAGCACUUAAUGGAUAAAUACUGCCCGUCACGGCGAUCCAUGACACGCUUACUUUCAUAUCACAAUGACAUUGAGAUGUUCAGUCUAUGGAGACACCUUUCUUCAAUAGACUAAGCCCUAUGUGUGACUUAAGCGGCGACGCUACAGCAAUGACCCGAGCGGCUGUCAGGUAGGACACAGAGAGCCCCGCCAGUCACAAUGCCAAACAUCGCCCAUUCCAGAUGGGCAUUCGUACCUGCUUUCAAGCCAAAGGGUGAAAACUCAUGUCUGAGACUACACAAAUGAAGGAAAUUCGAGGUGGAUAUCUGCCUUUAGACUUGAAUAAUCACUAAGAACCUUUUACCACUACCCGUCGUACGAGUCUUUCAUCUUAGUGAAACCUCAAGUAACCAAGCAUUGGAUAUGGAAAACUCCACAGAAGAACUUCCUUAUAACGUUGCCAUGUAUAUAUUCGACAAUGUCACUGUCGCAGGGCUAGACGAUAACCUCACCGCCAACGGUACAGACAAUACCGUUGAGAGACGGUAUACCAACCACGUCCCGAGAUACAAUGAAGGUAUCAUGAUUUUCAUCUGCCUCAUUUUGGGUUCCAUGAUCUUGGCGACCAUUUUGGGAAAUGUGUUUGUUCUCACCGCUAUUUUGAUAGAGAAAAGUUUGCAAGGUGUGUCGAACUAUUUGAUUCUGUCUCUAGGUGUGACGGAUUUGAUGGUAGCAGUUCUGGUGAUGCCGCUUAGUUUAGUUAAUGAGAUAAGCAUUAACUGGUAUCUCGGCGGAGAGGUGUGUGACAUGUGGAUUUCAAUGGACGUGUUGUGUUGUACUGCGUCCAUCCUCCAUCUCGUGGCGAUAUCCUUUGACCGGUACUGGGCUGUGUCCAACAUAGACUAUAUUAGAAGACGGUGUGCCAGACAGAUUAUGCUCAUGGUUGUAAUUGUGUGGUUUGUCUCCGUGAGUAUCUCCAUCCCACCUCUGUUUGGUUGGAAAAAUAACGUCGAUCCAGAUGUAACGGGACAAUGUAUGAUAAGCCAGGAUCAAGGAUAUACCAUAUUUUCUACAGUUGGUGCGUUUUAUUGUCCCUUGACUCUCAUGCUUGUGCUGAAUUUUAAAAUUUAUAAAGCGGCGAGGUCGAGAAUUCGGAAAAAGAAAUUCGGAGGACGACCGAGGCCGGCGCCUGUCCCGGUAGUGCAAGUUGAAAAUACCGGGAACCCGUCACGGAACUCUUCCGGAAGUGACGUAAGCCAAGAUGGCUUCAGUAUGUUUAAUGGUUCCUGUGUAAAUAUGAACGAGAUCUCGCGGAUUGAAAGUACUAUUGAAGGUCCAGAGGAGGCCCAAAAUGGCAAUGGCCUUCAAACAAACAAUGGCCUCUUAGGAACCAAUGGGAACCUACCCCCAAAUUUCGGGCCAUCUCUCACAGUGCCUGGGAAUGUUUAUGUGUUGUCUAAAAACAGAUCAAACAAUAAUAGCAAAAGGGCAAGGAACCGAGAAAAAGACAAACUUCGGAAGGAAAAAAUUGAAAUGAGGAGGGAAAGGAAGGCGGCUCGGGUAUUAGGAAUCAUCACUGGUGCUUUUGUUGUUUGCUGGUUGCCGUUUUUCAUGAUUGCUCUAAUUGCUCCUUUCUGUAAAGAAAGUUGUACGUUCCCUCCUAUCAUGAUGAGUUUCUUCUUGUGGCUUGGCUAUUUUAACAGUUUACUAAACCCGAUCAUCUACACAAUAUUUAAUCCAAGUUUUCGCACUGCAUUCAGAAAAAUAUUCUUCAGAAAGUUGAGGCUUGUUCAAAGGUGAAUACUGUGAUUUUUUUACAUAUUGUUGUUGAUGAUGUUGAAAAAUGGGGCAGUUUCCUGAAGUCAAAAACAUCAUCACAUCGUUUCUGUAUCAUGCAUCAAUAAUUGUGGUCAUUGCAUUUACAUAUGUUAUUUUAGAGUACGUGUUCAAUCAUUCAACGGCUGUUUUAGACCGACCCCUUUGUGGCAUCUGAUACUGGAAAUAUUCAUGAUACGUAAAAAGCAAAAAAAAUCUUAUAAUAAAAAAUGCGAUCGCAAUUCUUUUUCAGAAAUACGAACGUAUCUGAUUAUUUCUUCCCACGUGGUUUAAAACAUCAAUUUGUUUUAUUUCAUGUAAUCAGUUGCCACACUCCUAACUCCGUUGUGCGUUUCAACUCGCUACGAUUUUGUGGUUAUACAUUUCUGUGAAUUAGAGAUAUAUUUUGCAAUUUCAUAAGAACUCAUCCUACAUAUUUCACUCGGGCAAGGCGAUAAGAAUCCAUUCGUGUGAUUGACUUCAAGAGGUUUUCCCAUUUCCUGUAAAUACGUGUCACAAUGUAAAUGUACAAGCAUAUGAACUAUACCCUUAUGUAUCACUAUAAAUCUUAUUUUUACUGUAGAUUUCUCAUUUCAAUCAACUGGAAGUUAUACUGCGCAUGCGUAUCACGUCAUCGGCAAUACAUCCCAAUCUUCUAUUUUCUUGGUGCAUACUUUAUAUAUGCAAGGUCGUAACAUUUGGAUGCAUUCUAAUGCAAAUAAAGUACCAUAUACUUCA
Haliotis rufescens (red abalone) is the source of this 2946-nucleotide messenger RNA. Its product is annotated as 5-hydroxytryptamine receptor-like. Gene Ontology annotation, molecular function: G protein-coupled receptor activity. The transcript has 3 exons. Gene Ontology annotation, biological process: adenylate cyclase-activating adrenergic receptor signaling pathway. The record is from RefSeq and is a predicted model, not a curated record. Bases 817 to 2193 code for a protein of 458 amino acids. NCBI's taxonomy places the organism in Eukaryota, Metazoa, Mollusca, Gastropoda, Lepetellida, Haliotidae. Gene Ontology annotation, cellular component: membrane.